AUGGACAAACCUGAUGCCGUUACAAGUGGAAUCACUGUCCUCAAGACACCUGGAAAUAGCAAUUGUAACUGCGACAAGUAUGCUAACUGUGUCUGGAACGUUUGCCGAUGUAAGCAAGGGUACGUCGGUGAUGGCCGUUAUUGCGAGGUAAACGAAUGUCUCAUGGGUAAACAACUGUGUGAUCGGAAUGCUGACUGUUAUAAAUCUAUGGGCACCUACCAAUGUGUGUGUCGGAAUGGUUACUCCGGGGACGGUUACGUUUGUUCUGUUUCUGUUGUACCUCCUAAACCAUACCCAAGUAUACAACGAUACUCCGAUACUAUGAUACAAGCCGCAAGCUAUCGGUCCAUUCUACACGAGUUGAUACCAAUACUCCGUCCUGAUCCACCAAGCCCGACAUAUCCUACAUAUCCUACAUAUCCUACAUACCCUACACAUCCUACAGGUUCAAAAUACCCUACACGUUCAACUUAUUACCCAUUCUCGUCAUCAUCUACAACAUCCUCUCGUUCCCCUACUGUACUGCCCUCGAUGACCACUGUACCUCCUUGA
Ylistrum balloti is the source of this 552-nucleotide messenger RNA. RefSeq names its product nephronectin-like. NCBI's taxonomy places the organism in Eukaryota, Metazoa, Mollusca, Bivalvia, Pectinida, Pectinidae. The coding region runs from base 1 to 552 and encodes 183 amino acids. The transcript has 4 exons. The record is from RefSeq and is a predicted model, not a curated record. Gene Ontology annotation, molecular function: calcium ion binding.